AGUGGGCUUUCUGCAGCAGAGUACCUUGCAGAGAUGAUCCCGCCCCUCGCAGGGGAGAGUUCACGGGUUAGCGGAGCUCGCAGUUGAAUGCUGCAGCAGCCUGUCCACUCUGUGCACUAUGCAUGUUUGUCAGGGAAUCCGCGAAGCGCUCACGUCCCGGCAGCGUUGCUCACCGGCCAGAGACCAUCUACUCAGGAGUCGAGGAUAAUCCGAUUGGAUGUGGCAGGCGGGACCGGAGGCGGAAAGUCCGGAGUGACCGCAGGAACACAGCAUUACUACAGGAGCACAGGCUGCCUCUCUCCUCUGAACGUGGACAAUCAUGCAUGUGCUCUACUUGGGCUUGGGGUUCCUACUUUUCCCGGAUUUAUUGAAUGUAGUUGCCUUUACAGGGAGACUGUUUUUGAGUUCAAGCACAGCUAAAGAGGAGCUGGGCGCGUACGAGAUUGUGACCCCGGUGCGCGUAAAUGAAACCGGUGACAAGUUUCCAACCAGCGUGCACUUCAAAAGGAAAAGACGGAGCUUGGACGAGGGGAGCGCCAACGCCACGGACCACUGGGCCUCGUCAAAUGUCCACUACAGGAUAACAGCUUUCGGACAAAACUAUCACCUCAACCUCACGGUGGAUGCGGGAUUUAUCGCACCUCUGUACACUGUGACGAUACUCGGAGUUGCCAAAGGGGAUAACGCUACAGGUUUUGGAGUGGAUGCGGGAGCAGAGGAGGUGGAGGAGGAGGACACGGAGUUGAGGCACUGUUUCUAUAAAGGGCAUGUAAAUGCACAUUCACAACACGCCGCAGUCAUCAGUUUGUGCUCCGGACUGCUUGGCACUUUUCGAUCUCCAGAUGGAGAGUUUUUUGUGGAGCCCCUACACAGCUACCAAGGGGAACACUAUGAAGAGGAACACACAAAACCUCAUAUCGUAUACAAGAAACGUGCGUCCAAGAAACAAACAUCUGGGAAUACCUCAGCCUGCGACACUUCAGGAGACAAACACAGACAAAAGGUACAGAGACUGAAGAGGGGCUCGGCGGCUGGAGCCUCCACUGCUCUCCGCGCAGCCCCUGUGGUCAGAGCCGGCAUACUCAGUGACCUGGAGUCACUGAGCGCCGGCAUGGCCGGGAAUGCUUUGCUCAGAUCAGAGCACGCCAGCACUAGACCGUCAAAUGAUAGCAGUGGUGACUCAGGACCUCACAGGAGAUCAAAGCGCUUCCUCUCCUACCCACGCUUUGUUGAAGUAAUGGUGGUGGCCGACAGCAAAAUGGUGGAGCAUCAUGGCAGCAACCUACAGCACUACAUUCUCACACUGAUGUCUAUAGUUUCUUCCAUCUACAAGGACCCCAGCAUCGGCAACCUGAUCAACAUUGUGAUUGUUAAGCUAGUGAUUAUAAACAACGAGCAGGAGGGUCCGGUCAUUUCAUUCAAUGCACAGACAACUUUGAAGAAUUUCUGCAUCUGGCAGCAGAGCCAGAACAUGCUGGAUGAUAGCCACCACUCCCAUCACGACACUGCCAUCCUUAUCACCAGGCAGGACAUCUGCAGAGCCAGAGAUAAGUGUGACACACUUGGGCUUGCAGAGCUGGGGACGGUGUGUGAUCCAUACAGGAGCUGCAGCAUCAGCGAGGACAAUGGACUGAGCACUGCCUUCACCAUUGCCCACGAACUCGGCCAUGUGUUCAACAUGCCCCAUGAUGACAGUAAGAAAUGUAAGGAAGAUGGAGUUAAGAUCCAGCAGCAUGUGAUGGCUCCUACUCUCAACUACAACACCAACCCUUGGAUGUGGUCCAAAUGUAGCAGGAAGUACAUCACAGAGUUCCUUGACACAGGAUAUGGUGAGUGCUUGCUGGACGAGCCCGUCUCCAGGCCGUAUGCACUCUCGCAGCAGCUGCCUGGACAAAUUUACAGUGUCAACAAACAGUGUGAAUUGAUAUUUGGGCCGGGAACGCAGGUGUGCCCUUACAUGACUCAGUGUCGGAGGCUGUGGUGCACCAGUCCAGAGGGUGCUCAGCGCGGCUGCAGGACACAGCACAUGCCAUGGGCGGACGGCACUGACUGUUCACCUGGAAAUCACUGCAAGCACGGCUUAUGCAUCGCCAAAGAGCAUGACACCACACCUGUGGAGGGAGCUUGGGGAGUUUGGAGUCCUUUUGGCACCUGUUCGCGAACAUGCGGUGGCGGGAUAAAGAUUGCCGUGCGUGAAUGCAAUCGACCUGUGCCCAGGAAUGGAGGAAUGUAUUGUGUUGGUCGCCGGAUGAAGUUUCGAUCUUGUAACUCUGAGCCCUGCUCCAAACAAAAGAAAGACUUCAGGGAGGAACAGUGUGCUGCAUUUGAUGGCAGGCAUUUCAACAUUAACGGUCUACCUCCUAAUGUUCGCUGGGUACCCAAGUACAGCGGAAUCCUGAUGAAGGACAGGUGUAAGCUUUUCUGCAGGGCAGCAGGCAGCACAGCCUACUAUCAGCUCAGGGACAGGGUCACCGAUGGGACGCCAUGUGGGCCCGAUACCAACGACAUCUGUGUGCAGGGCUUGUGCAGGCAAGCAGGCUGCGAUCAUGUUCUGAACUCCAAAGCCAGGAGGGACAAGUGUGGCGUUUGUGGGGGGGACAACUCCUCUUGCAAAACUGUUGCAGACACCUUUAACAUUGUACGCUAUGGCUAUAAUGAAGUGGUGCGAAUACCCAGUGGUGCUACAAACAUAGAUGUGCGUCAACACAGCUACUCAGGGAAAUCGGACGAUGACAACUACCUCGCCGUUUCAAACAGCCGUGGAGAAUUCCUGCUUAACGGAGAAUUUGUGGUGAGCAUGUUCAAAAGGGAAAUCAAAGUGGGAAACACUGUCAUAGAAUACAGCGGCUCUGACCAUGUUAUUGAAAGGAUCAACUGCACUGACCGCAUUGAAGAGGAGGUCAUUAUCCAGGUGCUGUCGGUCGGGAACCUUUAUAACCCGAAUGUCAGGUACUCUUUUAACAUUCCCAUUGAAGAUCGCCCCCAGCAGUUCUUCUGGGAUGCUUAUGGGCCCUGGCAGGAGUGCAGUCAUCUCUGCCAAGGAGAGCGCAAACGGAAAAUUCUGUGCAGCAGAGAGUCUGACAGGGUGGUGGUGUCGGACCAGAGGUGUUACGGUGCGGCCCGUCCUGCUGUUGUCACUGAGCCCUGCAACACUGAAUGUGAACUCAGGUGGUACGUGGCUCGUAAAAGCGAGUGCACGGCCCAGUGUGGCCACGGAUAUCGCACUUUGGAAAUAUACUGUGCCAAAAUCAGCCACGCUAAUGGUAAAACACAGAAAAUUGACGGGCGCUUCUGCAGUGGCCAGCACAAACCUGACGACAAAGAGAGCUGCCAUGGAGACUGUAACCCAGGCGGCUGGGAAUACUCCCCCUGGUCGGAGUGCUCCAAGAGCUGUGGUGGAGGCACUCGCCACCGUGGUGCAAUUUGUCGGAAGGCAGGCGAGUCUGGGGGUGAUGACAGCAAAUGCAGCCAGAGGGAUAAACUAACCAUCCAACCCUGCAAUGAGUUCCUCUGUCCACAGUGGAAGACUGGAGAAUGGUCCGAGUGCCUUGUGACGUGCGGAAAAGGCUACAAGCACCGCCAAGCUUGGUGUCAGUUUGGCGAGGACCGUCUCGAUGACCGCUUUUGUGGCUCGCCUAAACCCGAGUCGGUGCAGAUGUGCCAACAGCAGGAGUGUGCAUCCUGGCAAGUGGGACCCUGGGGACAGUGCACUACUUCUUGUGGGCCAGGCUACCAGAUGCGAGCAGUGAAAUGUGUGGUGGGCUCCUACGGUGCUGUUAUGGACGAUACUGAGUGUAACGCUGCCACCCGACCCACUAACACCCAGGACUGUGAAGUUGCCCAGUGUCCCAACAGCCACCCCGUUCCCCCAGGAACCAAAGUGCCUUCCCACCAGGGUCACAAAACCCAGUGGCGGUUUGGCUCGUGGGCCCCGUGUAGCGCCAGCUGUGGCAAAGGAACAUGGAUGCGCUUUGUGAGUUGCCGUGACGACCAAGGUGGACUGGCAGAUGAUUCAGCAUGCGCUCACCUACCAAAACCUCCUGCCAGCGGGGUGUGCUCCGUUGUAGCUUGUGGACAGUGGAAAGUGUUGGAAUGGACAGUGUGCUCAGUGACCUGUGGACAGGGAAAGACAACGCGACAAGUGCUGUGCGUUGACUUCAAUGAACAAGAAGUGAAUGCUAGUGAGUGCGAUCCAGAUGAUCGUCCUACCACCGAACAGGACUGCGCCAUGUCUCAAUGCCCGUCCCGUUCCAGUGAGCCCCGAUCUUUGCCAUCCUCGCCAAAUGCCAGAAGCAGCCUUCCACACAGCCAGUCCCACCAGUGGCGGACCGGACCUUGGGGCGCGUGCUCCAGCACGUGUGCAGGCGGCUUCCAACGGCGAGUGGUGGUUUGCCAGGACGAGAACGGUUACCCCGCCAACAGCUGUGAGGACAGCAGCCGACCCAACGAGCAGCGGUCUUGUGAGUCGGGUCCAUGUCCUCAGUGGGCCUACGGCAGCUGGGGAGAGUGCACUAAGCCAUGUGGGGGUGGGAUAAAGACGAGGCUGGUGGUGUGUCAGCGUCCAACCGGCGAACGUUUCAACGAUCUGAGCUGCGAGAUCCACGACAAGCCACCAGAUCAAGAGCAGUGCAAUACUCAGCCAUGCCCUUCUAGCCCCCACUGGAGCACAGACCCAUGGAGCUCGUGCUCAGCCUCCUGUGGAAGAGGUUUCAAAUCCCGUAAAGUGAGCUGUGUGACCGGGUCAGGCCGUGCUGUCCUGGAGGAAAACUGCCAGCACUUGUCCCCCAAACCCAGCAAGCAAAGGCGCUGUCGAGGUGGACGAUGCCCCAAGUGGAAGACAGGCAGCUGGGGAGAGUGUUCAGCUUCUUGCGGUGACGGCGUGCAGCAACGAGAGGUUUCCUGCCACGAUGAGGGCCACCGGAGCCCGCUGGAGACCGGCUGCACUCAGCGCUCCCGACCGCCGUCCAGCCAGAGCUGCCGUGUCGCCGACUGUCCCUCUCGGUACCGGUGGAAGGAAGGGGAGUGGCAAACGUGCAGCAAGUCAUGCGGGACAGGUCACCGGCAACGAGCCUUGCAGUGUGUGGACCUUAACCAGCAGGAGGUCCACGAAAUAUACUGCGUCAAUGAGAUCAGACCUCCGAACAUGGAAAGCUGCAACACUCAUGCAUGUGAAUUAAUCUGGAUUACAGGGGAAUGGACAGAGUGCUCGGCCACCUGUGGUCGGGGUUACCGUCAGCGUCUGGUAUACUGCAGCGAGGUACAUUUGGAGAGCAACAACUAUGAAUACAGCCAUCAGUCUCUGUCUAACUGCCCUGGAUCCCCACCAGAGAGCUACUUGCCCUGCAACCUGAUCCCAUGCCCACCGACACAGGAGUGGAGGGUUGGAAACUGGGGAGAGUGCUCUGUGAGUUGUGGGGACGGAGUGAUGGAGAGGAUGGUGCAUUGUGUAUCUGGAGAUGGUCAGGAGAGCAACAGAUGCUCUGUGGAUGCCAUGCCAGAGGCCCAAAAGAAAUGCAGAAAACCGAACUGCCAUUUGCCUUCUAGCUGUCUUGAGAUCACACGAAUGAAAGGGCCCCUCCCAGAUGGCGAACACUUUCUCAGCGUUCAAGGAAAAGCUCUCAAGGUCUAUUGUGCAGGAAUGCAGACAGAGGCUCCGCAGGAAUAUAUCACAUUGACAACCGGCGAAGGGGAGAAUUUCUCAGAGAUCUUUGCCUUCAGACUCAAUGACCCCACGCAGUGUCCAGCCAAUGGCUCCAGAAGAGAAGAGUGCGACUGUCGUAGGGACUACACCGCCGCCGGCUUCACCAGCUUCUCCAAGGUCCGCCUUGACCUGAGAAGGAUGAACAUCAUCACUGCAGACUGGCAGUUUGCUUCAUCCCAUGAGGGCAAGAAUGUGCCUUUUGCUACAGCUGGUGACUGCUACAGCGCUGCUGGGUGUCCACAGGGUCGGUUUAGCAUCAACCUGUCAGGGACGGGUCUAAAGCUUUCUGAGGGGAUCUCAUGGAUUUCUCAAGGAAAUUAUGCAGUGAUCAGCAUACACAAAUCACAGGCAUCCUCAUCCCCCAUCCCACCCCUGAACUUUAGAAAUGUAGAUCAGGCAGGAGAGUCCAGAAAAAGGAGACUAUUCCAUUACCGCUCACAGCCUGAUAGUCAGCCAGUUUCCACUCUGGGAGGAGGUUUUAAUCAGAACGAUGGCAGCAGAGUAUCAGGAACCUGUGGGGGUUACUGUGGUAAAUGUACACCAUCUUCUGAUGGUGCUUUGCCUGUAACCAUGGAAUAGACUUGGAACCAUCAGAAAGUUUUGCCGAGUCAUCUUCUGAACUGCAGAGUCAUCCUCAUCUGGGCUCAUGUGCCUCCUUUUCUUUGGUGCUACAGUCAAGCCAUCCUCCCUGUUUCUCCGUCUGUAUAGUGUACAUUAAAUUUGUAAAUAAUGUAAAUAGUCGGUCAAAAUAUAAUUUAUUGUAAUCGCAUAUAUAUUUUUGUAUUGUAAUAUAAUUGAACAGUUCUCUUGUUAAAGCCAGUCUCCAGUUUUUACCUGAACAUGUCUUCCUUUUUAUAAUGAAAUAACGCUGCAAUGAUCACACUUAAAUCUUUACUUUUUUUCUUUUAAAUGGCGCUUUUGUUUUGUUAAAACCAUGCAGUUUUUUUCUGUAGCAGAGAGGUGUCUCCAGUCACUGUUUCAGGUUUUGUUUCUAAAUCUGUACGCAAUAUGUAUUCUACCUUUUAAAAUAGAAGAUUUCAGGGUUUUUUUAACGUUUAGCAGCAGAUCAAAUAAUCUGGUUCUGAUGCAGAACCAGAGUAUUAAAUGACGCUGUUUGAAAUGUGCAACACUGACCUGUGAGGACGUCCCUCACACAUUCAUAUGCAAUAAGGAAAAAUGCAAAAGAUAGGAGAGAAGAUGUCAGAGACUAAAGCCGCUCUGCACGUCUUUCCGCUUGCUUAAAGUGCCAUUAGCCUUUAGCUCCUGAACGUCCAGCUAAAUAUAGUUUCUCAAUUGUUGACAAGGUGAAAUGAAAAGGUCAGACUCUGGAGACACCUCUCCACCUGCUGAGCUCAGCAGCCCUGCAGGCUCUAGUCCAGGGGAGGGCAAACUUUUGACACAUAGGCCACAAAUGCCUCGUUUCCACUGAGCGGUCCAGACUGGACCGGUACAGUAUUAUUGAGUGUUUCCAUUAUAAAAUAGCCCAUUAAGCCACACAGAUUCCUGCCAUUUUGGACCACCGUUGGUUGUAGGUCCAUAGAGAAAUGGAAAGGACUAGUUUGGGCGGAGCUAUACGAUGAAAUCUGUUGAUUGGUAGAAAAGUUUUCGACAACAGCAAGCGUCCGACCAGCAAUUUUUCCAACCCAAGAUCUAAACCGAAAGUUUUGUCCUCUUUUCCCCUGUAUUCUUCUUUGCCUGCAAAGUAUUGCCCCCUUAUUGGCGGGGGUUGGAGACCCGACACAUGCUGAAUCCAUGAAUACAGAGUACCAUAAUCCAAAUAUUAAAAAAAGAUGGUUGAUGCCAUUCCCUUUCUCAGUAGCCGCAUCGUUAUGACGCACAGCUACGUCAUCGGUCUACACCCCACGUGUGUCUUGAUGGUCCGACUCUCAAUGGAAACAUGGAAACACUUGAAUUCCAUUCUAAACCAGCCAGGAGCGGACCGGUCCGGUCUGGACCGCUCAGUGGAAACAAGGCAAAAGGGUUCCACAAUUUGACAAAAGGGUCGGAUCGGGACCGUAUGAUUGUAUGAUAUGAAAUAACAUGGAAUCUGGAUGAAAACACACUUUAACUUUGAUUGAAAAUUAAUUUUUAAACAGGUUUUAUUUAAAACUCUUGAAUUUUAAUCUCAUUUUAGUGCCAAUUGCCCCAAUAUCCUUCAGGGGAAAAACGUAAACUUAUAGAAAUGCUGCGUUCAUGUGUUGGUAGAAUGAUCAGGAAAAAUGACUGUCCAAGUUGAAAAACGCUCAUAAACGUCAGAAAAACAUCAGAAUUACAGAGAAAAAAAACGAAAAAGGAUUAUAAAUAUGGUUAAGAGUUUGCCCACCUCUCCUCUAGUCUGUCCAGAUGCUGCGUGUGAAGCGGCGCUCCUUCCACCUCAUUAUUUUUGAUCACAACAGUCUGUCCAAACUGUACUUUUAUCGAUCUCCUGUUUAGACGACAUGUUGAUCUGUGUAAAGAUAUCAGGGUACGUUUUGUUUUUUUGUUUUUGCUUUCUCAGCCUCUGUUGUACAGUAGUACUGUGUGUUCCUCCCGUCAGCUUCCAGCUUCCAAAAUGUGCCCUAAAAAGAAGCAGAGUUUCCGUCUAUCUCCGGCGGACAGCUGAUUGAGACGCCAUACUUGCUGUUGUGAAUCGUGCAGCUCGGUGCUAUUUCAGCGCCUCAAACGAUGAGGCGCACACGUCCGCAUUUUUAGUCUGCAGCAACACAACAGGAGGGGGGCAAGCACACAUUCUGAAGGUCACAACUGACAAAUGCACUUCUCAUGAUGAAUGUCAGAAUGUAGUUCAGCCGACAGAGUUCUCAGGUUUCACAACAAAGGGAUCAUGUUAUUUAAGCCUAUUUAACUCGUUUUCUACACCUGCCACGUGUUUAUCUUGAUCCAUUUAUCGAAGCAUUUAACAAUGUCUUUCUAUCAUUCUAUACUGUAUGUGCAAAUAUUUAUUUUACCUUGUGAAUGUACAGAAGUCUCGCCCAUGAAUGAUUACCAUUCAGUGUUUUUCUGAAAUGAAGCGGCAUGUCCUACACACAUUUAUUUAUGUAUCCCGUGUAUUUGCAUCAAAUGUAUCUGCAGAGUUGAGGGCUGCUACAGCAGAAAGCCCGAUUCAUGUUUGAGGCCCAUGAUUGCAGCAAUAAAAGUGCCCUUCACGA
Molecule: messenger RNA, 8847 nt
Organism: Oryzias melastigma (Indian medaka)
Lineage: Eukaryota; Metazoa; Chordata; Actinopteri; Beloniformes; Adrianichthyidae
Product: A disintegrin and metalloproteinase with thrombospondin motifs 9
Exons: 41
Coding region: 320-6280 (1986 amino acids)
Biological process (GO): extracellular matrix organization; proteolysis
Cellular component (GO): extracellular matrix
Molecular function (GO): metalloendopeptidase activity; zinc ion binding
Source: RefSeq, a predicted model, not a curated record